AUGAUGACUUCGCGGCAACACUUAACCACAAACCCUAGUUCCAUUAAAACUAGGUUUGCUUAUCUGUUUCUACGAAACCUAAAGAGACUCAACAAAUAUCGACCCACUUCAUCAUCUUCGAGGGCGGUGUAUCAGCGAUAUGGCAUGAUUAAGUUCGCUGCUGAUGCAUCCAUGGCGUCUGCAGUCGGAUCAAGAAGAGCUUGGAGUCGGGCAACGCUGUUGAAGAUUCGAAAUCGUGCACUGAACUGUACUUUUCUUAAACGAAGAAGAAUUCAUGCCUUAAGGAGAAGAAGAGCGGAACGAAAGUCACGAAACCCUAGACAAGAGUGUGCUUUUGGUCAAGCCAACGAGCUUCGCAGGCUUGUUCCCGGUGGUGAGGUUAUGGAUAUAUGCAACUUGUUGGAUGAAACUGCACAUUAUAUAAAGUGCCUUAAUACCCAGGUACAGGUAAUGAGAAAUAUUGUCGAUUUCUACUCUUCUUGA
This is a messenger RNA of Ilex paraguariensis (yerba mate), 483 nucleotides long. Lineage: Eukaryota; Viridiplantae; Streptophyta; Magnoliopsida; Aquifoliales; Aquifoliaceae. The record is from the annotation of a GenBank genome assembly.